Messenger RNA from Eucalyptus grandis, 537 nucleotides. RefSeq names its product putative protein NRT1/ PTR FAMILY 2.2. Bases 102 to 446 code for a protein of 114 amino acids. Gene Ontology annotation, cellular component: plasma membrane. Lineage: Eukaryota; Viridiplantae; Streptophyta; Magnoliopsida; Myrtales; Myrtaceae. The record is from RefSeq and is a predicted model, not a curated record. The transcript is spliced from 2 exons.
GAGAUAAUAAAAACAGCUGUUGACACCAAUAUGGGCAUCUCCACUAUAAGUAAAUACUCAGGCUCUUCAAUUACCCAACAAGUAGACUCAAAGAGUUAGGGAUGGAAAGCUCAGCCUCCAGCAAAGCAAAAUGCAUCACAGGCAACAUCGGAGAGGCCGAGCUAAAACUCUGCGAUACUGGGAGUAAACGAGCUGGUUGGAAUACAUUCCCAUUCAUCAUAGGCGCGAUGGCCUUGUUGAUGUUGGCGGGAACUGGAUGGAUGGCAAACUUGAUUGUGUAUUUGAUCCAAGAGUUCCACGUGAACCGAAUCGAUGCGGCACAGACUUUCAACGUGGUCAAUGGCUGCUUCUGUCUCCUCCCGAUCCUCGGUGCUAUCAUAGCUGACUCCUUCCUCGGAUGCUUCUUAGUCGCUUCCAUUUCUUCCUUCAUAGCCUCAAUGGUUUGAUAACAUCUCAACCUCACAAUCUUGCUGUUCACAGCCUCUUUUGAUUGCCGAAUUAUACUGUCUUUGAUAAUAAUCAGCUAAUUGCAAGUAA